AUGAAGCUGCUUUCAGGUGCCUCUGCAGGCGCAAUUGCUGCCUGUGCCCUCCUCCUGGGGUCUUUUGUUCAUGAUGUCGUUGCUAGCCCGGAGCCCAAGGCUUCCUGGGUCAGGAAGGGGAAGGGCCGGAAGGCGAUGAUGAAUGUCAUCCGUGGCAAAGCCGAGCAGAAACGCUCGGCUAACAAGCCCCGUAACUCAUGUCCUGAUAUCGAGGCGACCGCUAUUACAGCUCCGAAGUCCAAUGUAUGGGGCGAACUCAAUGACAAGGACGCUGCUGCUGUGGUGGCAUGGUUGUUCGCCCAAUCUGACUUCAACCUUACUGUUUCCGAGAACGCUACGGAGUGGGACAACACGGUACUUCUUGUCGAGGCUAUGAGACCGAACAAGACGGACGCUCUAGCCUACAUUGAUGGCAAUGCUACGGCGCCUCCCGUCUACGCGCAUGUCGUCCUGGAUCACCGCGCAAGUGACGAGCCCUACUACCAGGAUAUUCUGGUUGGCCCGAUCCCAAUUGACAAUGCUACGACUACCUGGCAGCCUCUUGAUUACAUCUUGACCAAGAAGAACAGCGGCAAAGUGCGGAAUCUUGACGCUGAUGGCGACAAGCUGUACAGCGAUUGGCUCUACCCCAUCAGCCAGACAGUUGCUGAUAUCACCCUUGACCUCUGGAACGGCACGGCCCUUGGUCUGGACAAUGACACUCUCGACAUCUGGGGAGUUGAUCCUCUGUGGCAGGAUAACGGACGUGUCAUCCGAUGGGACACAUUCUGGAAUUACCCCACUGACGAUUUCGACGCCGAGACGCUGCUGCCCCUCGGUCUCUUCUUCAAGUCUGAUGUGACUGGUCGCGACCCCAGUAAGUGGAAGCUGGAGGGUUGGUUGUACAAUAACAUCUUCUACGCCACCACUGAGGAGUUCCGUGCUGCCUACUGGAGCGAAGGAUUUGAGAAGCUGGGCGCCAAUGUGGAGGGCGACUGGGCGACGACUGACCAACAAGGUCCUGUUCUACCCAUGGAUGCUUACUACCCUCCCACCGCCGUCGCGCCCUCAGGAUCGCGCUUCUCAGUCGAUUCCGAGGCCAAAUACGUAGAGUGGAUGGACUUCAGCUUCUACAUUGGGUUCCAGCGUGAUACGGGCAUUUCCCUACACGACAUCAGGUACAAGGGGGAGAGACUGCUCUACGAGCUCGGUCUACAAGAGGCUCUAGCGCAUUAUGCUGGCAACGACCCUGUACAGUCAGGAGUGUCUUACCUCGAUACAUACUACGGUUUCGGCCCGUAUGCUUUCGAGCUGGUCCCGGGAUACGAUUGCCCCUCGUAUGCUACCUACUUGAACACGUCGUUCUACGUCUCUGAGACGACGCAUACCCACAUUGACAGCAUUUGCCUGUUUGAGUUUGAUGCGGAUUUCCCAAUGCAAAGACACAGUACCAGCAAAUAUGUCUCCGUCACUAAGAACACUUACUUCACCAUUCGCUCUGUGUCAACUGUUGGAAACUACGACUACAUGUUCAGCUACACAUUCUUCAUGGACGGCUCCAUUGCAGUGGAAGUGCGCGCCUCGGGCUACAUCCAGUCUGCGUACUACGCACACAAUGGUGACUAUGGUUAUCACAUCAAUGAUUACCUCAGUGGUAGCAUGCACGAUCACGUCCUCAACUACAAGGCUGACUUCGACAUUCUUGGCACUGCGAACACAAUUCAGCUCAUGACCCAGGUGCCGGUGACGAAGUACUACCCGUGGUCCGCUGGCAAGCCCCGCAACACCAUGCAAGUUCAGCGAUCUUUCAUCAACGAUGAGUACAACAGUCGCUUCAACUGGGGUGAGAACAGCGCAACUCAAGUUCUAGUUGUGAACCAGGAUGAGAAGAACAAAUAUGGCGAGCUCCGUGGAUACCGGAUCCUACCUUACACCGGUCUCGCCCACUUGACUGUCAAGGACUCGUCCAAUCUCGAGAACGCUGCCCGAUGGGCUGAGUUCGACAUUCAAAUCACCAAGCAGAAGGACACUGAGCUGAAGUCUGCACAUCCAUACAACAGCCAGGAUGUCUUCGACCCACCCGUCAACUUCGAAAAGUUCUUCGAUGGCGAGAGCCUGAACCAAGAGGAUCUGGUCGUUUGGCUGAACCUCGGCAUGCACCACGUCCCGCACACGGGUGACCUGCCCAAUACUGUCUUCACCACGGCUCACAGUGGCAUCCAGUUCAUGCCGAGCAACUACUUCCUCAUGGACCAGAGCAGACAGACGGUGAACAUGGUCAGGAUUGACUAUUCGGAUGGCAACACGAGCAAUGUGGAGACUUUCGGCCAGAAGGACGAGACCUGCACCGUGGACUUCACUCCCCCGGAGAAUGACCUUUACGGCUACACCGGUGACGUGGUGAUUCGAAAGUUCCCAUAUGAUCCGAAUGAUCCGUACUAUGAGACAGAUUCGAUCGUCUAA
Phaeoacremonium minimum UCRPA7 is the source of this 2442-nucleotide messenger RNA. RefSeq names its product putative copper amine oxidase protein. The transcript has 2 exons. Lineage: Eukaryota; Fungi; Ascomycota; Sordariomycetes; Togniniales; Togniniaceae. Gene Ontology annotation, molecular function: copper ion binding; quinone binding; primary methylamine oxidase activity. Gene Ontology annotation, biological process: amine metabolic process. The coding region runs from base 1 to 2442 and encodes 813 amino acids. Gene Ontology annotation, cellular component: plasma membrane. The record is from RefSeq and is a predicted model, not a curated record.